AUGAUAGUAGCUUGUGUCAGUUGUGCUGUGUUCGAUGAACGUCCCUCCCCUCUUCCUGUGCUUCAGGUCGUGGACUCUCUGGACGUGUCUGCUCACGGCACCAGAGUGGGUCUGGUUCAGUACUCCAGCCGGGUCCGGACCGAGUUCCCUCUCAACAUGUACCACACUGCUGAUGACAUCAAAGCUGCAGUCAUGAAUGUGGACUACAUGGAGAAAGGCACUAUGACCGGUCUGGCCCUGAAACACAUGCUGGAGAACAGCUUCUCAGAGGCAGAGGGCGCAUGUCCUUCCAGCCGCAACAUCCCCCGAAUCGGACUGGUGUUCACAGACGGACGCUCGCAGGACGACAUCACGGAGUACGCCAAGAUGACCAAAGAAGCCGGUAUCACCAUGUACGCGGUGGGUGUCGGAAAAGCUGUGGAGGACGAGCUUUGUGUGAUUGCAUCUGAGCCUGUGGAGAAACAUUUCUAUUACACCACCGACUUCAGCGCCAUCAGCACCAUCGCUGAGAACCUCAAACUCAACAUCUGCCCAGAGGAGAGUCAGGGGGAGAUUGAGGUGAAGGACCCGUGUGCCUGUGAGAGUCUGGUGGAGUUCCAGCAGGCCACCAUGAGCAGCCUGGAGCAGCUCACAACCAAACUGACUGGGAUGACGGCUCGUCUGGAGCAGCUGGAGAACCAGCUUCUCUCCAGGAAGUGAUCUGAUCUGCAUCCCAGUGAGCCGACGGGACGCCACGGAGGAAGAAUAACAGAUUGAGGAAGAGGAGGGCUCAUCAGAAACCCCUUCCAACAAACAGACAAAAAACCUUUGUGUGUCUUUUCACACCGAGCCUUUGUAGCCUUCGGUCGGCCUGCUGCUCUUCACGCUGACAAGGACGACAUUUAUCAAAAAGCUCGUGGUAUAGAAUCAGAUUUGUGGUAUAGGGAAUGGGAAUGGGACGUCACCGACAGCGGGUCGGACAUUUUUUGGAGGAUAAAGGGUGAGAGCGCCAUCCGCUGGCUGUUUACUGCAAGUAUCAAUAGAUAACACAAAACACUGCACAGAGAAUAAGAUUCAAAAGCUGAAUUGUGGUAUAUAUAGUAUACAGUAGGGCUGCACAAUUAAUAGAAUAUUAAUCACGAUUUUGGCUUCCCACAAUUAAAUGAACAUUAUCGACUACGAUACUGACGUUUGAAAUGUGUUCUGCUCAUAGAAAACGCUGCGAAGCAAGCGCUCUCUAAACUAACAGCCACCAGCCACUGAUCCAGAUGUUUUUAUUACUUACAGAGAUUAUCUAUACAACCAAUGUGUUUAUGAUUAAAUUGAGAGCAUAACAUUGUUUAUUUAGCCUCUUAUUUUACUCUCAAAGUGCACCAGAUUGAUGCAUUUAACUUUAAAAUGUAGAUAGCAAAAAGGGUAGGGUGAAUAUUCACGUAUCUUUUCGUAUUGCAGGAAAAAAAACUGUUGUAAUGUCAGUUUUUUACCGACAUGGUGCAGCCUUGAUUUAUACAUCAGCAGGAAUGUAACACAGCGUGGAAGUGAAAGCGGUUCUCUGUUUGUUUUAAAGUGAAAGUGCAGAAAUAAAAAUAUGUUGUCGCAAAAAAAUCAAUGAAUAAUCAUGAUCUCAAUAUUGACCAUCAUUUUGGCCAUAAUCGUGCAGCCCUAGUAUACAGUCAGACACAAAGGUAGGCUAACAUUAUGGGUUUAUCAUUUUACAAGAUACCUGUAGAUUAAAUAUGCAGUAUUAACAAAUGUUUUAUUAGUAUUCUGUUAGCAUAACAUUAGCUAGCUUAUCUUUAUCUGGAUGGUUGUGUAGUCGUCAUUUGGCUUGUAGAUCUUAAUGUCAUAUACCUACCUGUUUAUAAACUGGACAUCGACCUCCAAGAUUGACAUAUUUUGACCUACUGCAGGUGUUCACUAACACAAAAACACAUCAGUGACCAUAACGGGAGUCAAACUGUCAAAGUCCUCCUAAUUCACACGUACUUUAUACAUGUCUGAUGAUGAUCGAUUGAUGACGGAUGAACAGACCGAUGAUAUAUAACGACAGUCUACAGUAGCUCCGUACGCUACCCUCCAAAAAUUGCGGCGCGCCCCAGAAUGCU
Molecule: messenger RNA, 2084 nt
Organism: Sebastes umbrosus (honeycomb rockfish)
Lineage: Eukaryota; Metazoa; Chordata; Actinopteri; Perciformes; Sebastidae
Product: matrilin-4-like
Exons: 6
Coding region: 1-699 (232 amino acids)
Source: RefSeq, a predicted model, not a curated record